This is a messenger RNA of Cordyceps militaris CM01, 345 nucleotides long. RefSeq lists its product as uncharacterized. Lineage: Eukaryota; Fungi; Ascomycota; Sordariomycetes; Hypocreales; Cordycipitaceae. The record is from RefSeq and is a predicted model, not a curated record. Bases 1 to 345 code for a protein of 114 amino acids. The transcript has 2 exons.
AUGUACGAAGUACAAAUUAUGCUGGUGCCAGCUGGUGGUCCGCCAAACCAAGGCAAGACAAGGCAGGCGCCUGGUUGGCGGCCCGACAAGGCCAAUCACGGGCGUCAAACGGCCUCUCGACUCUUCAACCCAACCUGCCCCUGUCUGGCAUCCUGCAUCCAAGUUCCAUCAACAUCACCAACCCCGACCCAUCUCCUGCUGCCGUCACAGUUGCGUCGACGGAAAGCCCAUAUUUUGGCCUCGCAAGCCACACCAGAUAGUCCGACGCAGCCAUCCAACCACGACGCGGCCUCUGGCACAACACGGCCCAGUGAUCCAUCACAGCCGCAAGGCCGCUCCGUGUGA